Brenthis ino (lesser marbled fritillary) is the source of this 675-nucleotide messenger RNA. The record is from the annotation of a GenBank genome assembly. Lineage: Eukaryota; Metazoa; Arthropoda; Insecta; Lepidoptera; Nymphalidae.
AUGGAAACGGCUGGUGCUUACGGCGGUGGAAAGGCCGGUGGAGCCUUCGAUCCUCAAGCUUUCAUCCAGCGACCUUCUGUAAUUGUCCGUGCAGUUUGCUGGUUAUUCUGUGUGAUUGUAAUGGGAUGUAUAUCAGCCAAGGGCUGGUACAUCAGCAAAGCCGACGGCAAUGAGUACUGCGUGUACAAUAACGACACGAAUGCUUGCAACUACGGCGUGGGCAUAUCGGUGAUAGCGUUCGUAGCUUGCGUCGCUUUCAUCGUGGGCGAAUACCUCUUUGAUCAAAUGUCCUCUGUGAAGACGAGGAAGCAUUAUGUACUCGCUGAUAUGGGAUUCUCUGCGUUCUGGGCGUUCUUAUAUUUCGUCGGUUUCUGCUAUCUGGCGAACGCUUGGGGUAAGACCGAGACCCCUCCGGUGGGCACCGCUAACAACAUGCAAGGCGCCAUCGCCUUCUGUUUCUUCUCUAUUUUCGCUUGGGUGGCAUGCGCGUUCUUCGCGUUCCAACGCUACCGUUUGGGCGCGGAGGCUGCGUUCGCGCCCGCGUACGAGGUGGAGGGCGGCAGUCCCGGGGGCUUCCCCGCCUAUCCCGGCGCGCCCGACCCGCAGCCCGCCUACAGCGACCCGCCCUUCAACCAGCCCAAUACCGGAAACAUCGAUUACUCCGCUCCAACUUAC